CCGUCGGGCGACGGAGUUCCCUCAGUUGUAUACGUCUCUCGCGGUCGUCUGUCGUCGCGGGCGCUGUGCCGUAAUAUUAUUCUGCAGCGGAUUGCGUUCGAUCGGGAUGAUGAAAACCCACUCCGGUGUAGUGGUGACGCGAGAAUAGAGAGAAAAAUUAGAGUAAUACGAGGAAACCGCAAACGGACGACAAUUUAUAAUUGUUUAUCAAAACUAUAUACGUCACGAUAAUAUUUUAAUACGUCGCACAGUUCGCCAAGUGACAUUCGUGUGCGGCUCGGAUUGCAAGUUACGAGUGUUUUGGAUGCGUCGAAUUCCGAUCGGGGGCGGUGCAGAUUGUGGUGGUGGUAAAUUUCUUUUUCACUCCCCCGAACGAGAUACCCGCGGGUAACCUACACAGCAGCUCUACCCACGCGAUAAUAAUACAAUUUAUUAAUAUUAUAUUUUAUACGAUCGUCGGCAAAACCGCCGCUUCAGAAGUACAACGUCACGUCAUUAUAUGAUAACAUAAUAUUACUUCGCGGCAGUAAUUAUUCGUCAGAGAGACAUCGUGCAUAGUAUAUUUUAGUAGUUCGUCGUUGACCAUCAUCAUGUCUUGGUUUUUUUCGGCCGACGAUGACGAAGAGGACGAAAAUUUGCUGUUUAGCCCCGCGCUCAUGGCCCGGAGGGCCAGCGAGAGUUGGAUCGAUACGCCGCCAAUAGAGGAAGUUCCGGUCCAGAUGGCACUGCAGCGCAAAAAAAGUCUACCGGACGUCCAAGUGCCGCUGAACGCUCCGGCUUCGAUCACCCGGGAAGAGGUGUCCGUGUUGAGUUCGGCCAGGAGGGAGGAAAUGCGCAGGGUAGAAGAAGAAAAUGAACGGCUCCGAGCCAACCCACUGCUCUACCUAGUCAGUCCACACAUGAAGGAUUGGUUCACGAGGCAACAGUUGGUGUUGGUGAUAUUGAUCGUCAACAUAUCGUUGGCGCUGAUGUUUUUCAAACUUUUGACAUCCUAGACGCGGCGCCGGUGGUGGACGGCUUGGACACUUCCCGCAGCCAUAUUAUACGAAAAUAGAAAAACAAAAUAUACAUUUAUUAUAUUUUUUCAAUCAUGAUAAUAAUAUUAUGUUGUGUUAAUUCGCGGCGGUGACAAAUUAAUAAUUGUUAUUGCGCGUCAACAUUAAUUAUUAUUUUUAUAACGACCGUUUCGGGACGAGACGGCUUCGGAACGGCACCGGACGUCUCGUCCGGAAAACGUUUCGAUGCGUUUAUUUAUUCGUUUCAAUCACUUUUGGCAAUGUUAUAAACUAUAAAUUACAAUGCAUAUAUAUAUAUUAUAUAUACUUAAUAUACUUAAUGUUUAUAUACAUAUAUAUUAUAUAUAUAUAUACAUACACAUAUAACACCACGUUUGUUGUAUGGCGUUAUUUCCCAAUAAAUCGAUUUAUUAUUAUUAUAUUAUUAUAUACACGUAGUGACACGAUGUGAGGUCGAACAACUCGACGACGGCGUCUUAUAAUAUUAUUAUAUAAGGCUCGAGUCGAAAGCGAUUGGCUUUUAUUUCGGUAUAAUAUUAUAUUAUUAUUUUGUUAGUGAAUAUAGUGCAUUUGAUUUCAUUUU
Messenger RNA from Acyrthosiphon pisum (pea aphid), 1599 nucleotides. RefSeq lists its product as uncharacterized. The transcript has 3 exons. Lineage: Eukaryota; Metazoa; Arthropoda; Insecta; Hemiptera; Aphididae. The record is from RefSeq and is a predicted model, not a curated record. Bases 591 to 995 code for a protein of 134 amino acids.